Clonostachys rhizophaga is the source of this 777-nucleotide messenger RNA. NCBI's taxonomy places the organism in Eukaryota, Fungi, Ascomycota, Sordariomycetes, Hypocreales, Bionectriaceae. The record is from the annotation of a GenBank genome assembly.
AUGGCCGCCACAUCACCCGAGUCGUCGCUCCCCGCCCUCGUUUUCGUGCCUGGAGAGUGGCAUGGACCGGAGAUAUUCGAUGAUGUCCGGGCAAACCUCAAUGAGCGGGGUUAUCUCACGGAAGCAGCAACAUUGGCCACCCACGGCGCCACGGAUCCCAAUAUAGGCCUGGCAGAAGACGUGGCCAAUGUACGCUCAAAGAUUGAGAAGCUGGUCAAAGAGGGCAAUGACGUGGUAGUCGUAGCCCACUCGUACGGCGGCGUGCCCUCUUCGUGCGCUGUUGAGGGCCUCGGGGUGACUGAUCUUGGGGCUCAGGGCAAAAAGGGAGGCGUAAUCAUGGUCGUAUACGUGACUUCGUUCGCCAUUGAGUCAGGGGCAAGUCUCUUAGAGAGUGUGGGGGGAACUUACCCAUCUUGGUGGAAUGUGCAGGGAGAGUUUGUGACCCCAAGUGACCCAGUCACUGUUUUCUAUGGCGAUGUCGAGCCUCCAAUGGCAGAGAAGCAUAUCCAAGCUAUUAGCUCAAUGCCACUCAAGGCCUUUAUGGAUAUUUCUACUUUUACUCCAUGGGAAAACGGCAUCGAGGUUGGUUACAUCUAUGCAGAGGAGAACCAGGCAGUCAGCCUUGACAUUCAAAUCGAAUUGUCUUCACAACUCCCCGCUAGCUCGUUCACGGAGAGCCUGGGCUCAGGCCACAUGCCGUUCUUGAGCAUGCCAGAGACACUAUCGAACACCAUCGACCAGGCUGCCAAGCGUGCAGUUGCUCGGAAACCUCGAUAG